This is a messenger RNA of Darwinula stevensoni, 2371 nucleotides long. Lineage: Eukaryota; Metazoa; Arthropoda; Ostracoda; Podocopida; Darwinulidae. The record is from the annotation of a GenBank genome assembly.
GAAAAGAAGGGAGACCAGACACCCUCAUCUCUCCUGUUUUUCCCCUUCUCACUCCCUCACUUUCUUCGCGCGCGUGUGCAUGCAAAUAAUGGAUCGCAAGCAGUGGUCAUGUGCUGAGUGCGGGCGGCGAUUUGAUAAGAAAGGAGAUCGAGAUCGACGCACACACCUGAAUCAGGAAGAGCGUCCUGUCUAUCCAUGUCCACAUUGUGGAAAACGCUUCUCUCGAAAAUACAACCAACAAAAUCACUCUCGUCUAUGUCUGCUUCGUGCACCCGCACCGUUAGAUGCGACGCUACACAAUCAAGGAGUUCCUCUCGAGGUUGCCGUGCAUGGGAUCCACCACACAGGGACUCCGACAGCUCAUCCUGAUAAUUCAUUCGAAGAUAGACGAUGCGAGAACGUCCAGCUAUCGACGGUGACAAAUACGUCAACGAGUCCUGUCGGAUGUCGUUAUUGCCAUGGACAAAAUAAAGAAGAGCAGAACAGCGAUGAAUCGCCACCUGCCAAAAGACGACUCGCCUCUCCUGAACCAUCCACGAGUUUUGUAGAGCAAAUCAACGGCAAAAAGUUCAUCUAUCGUGACGAAAUUCCUCUUGAUGAAACGAACCGAGCGGAAUUCCUCAUUGCAACCGUGGACCAUUCCGUCAUCACUUCAACCUCAAUCAACACAUCCAUGAUGUUCACCUUCCACCUAGACUGCACCCAGCAAACCAGAGGAGCCACGCAUCCCACAUGCAAUCUAGGAUUCACAAAUGCCAAAGAAUCUUUCCGAGUCAUUAUCCACAACGGUGGAAAGUACGAUCUGAAGCUCAUAUUGAAGGGGAUUGCAGAUGGGAAGCAUGGAUUGGCGAAGGAUAUUCAGCCAAAUGCCUUCCCCAGCUGUGGCAAAUGUGAAGGAUUUCGGGUGAAGCCGAGGAAAGCAAAUGGAGACACAUGGAGAAAGUUGGAAUCACUUCGAGAUGCACACUUGAAGACAGCAGAGGUGCAGCGAUCCAAUUAUGCAGACCACAAAGUUAUGGCUCUCAGAAAUUAUGAUUGGCUCACAAUUGUGAUUGAUGGAGUCAUGGUGUAUAUUGGCAAGGGUAUUCGAGAAUUCGCCUUUGUGGACAUGGGGCGAUUUCCACAUGAGUCAAAUCUAUGUGUGGAUAUCAUCCUUCGGUCACUCCUGCAUGUGAAGAUGGACUUGAAGAAUAAACUCUUCCUGCAGAUGGAUAACUGUGCCCGGGAGAAGAAGAACAAGUUCAUCUGUGCUCUCGCAUAUCUCCUGGUGGAGACUGGCAUAUUUGAAGAAGAAGCCACUCCAUACAUCUGGACUCUCGUGGAACACAAGAGGACAUUGACCACACCAGGAAUGACUCCAACCACGCUGAACUUCCUAAGGGGCAUGGAGAACCAGUUGCUCAGACCUCUGGAGCAGCCUAUCAACGGUUCGGUGGGAAGCCGCAGGCAGGGGGCAUUUAGUGGGACUGAAGAUCUCCAGCCAGGAAUGAUCGCAGCCGUCUAUACAUAUGAAGAGGUAUCCCGUCCUUGGUUGGGAGAGUUUCAGGCAAUAGAAUAUGGCGAUACAGUGAAGAUCCACUGGUAUAUGGGAGGCUAUCCCAAAUCGUGGAAGCCCAUGUCAGGAACCAACAGCACGUCAUCUGUUCAUCGUGAAUCCCUUCUAUUAUGGGUGUUUACACUCACUGAGAAAAGUCAGCGACUGACGAGUGAAACAGCUGCAGAACUGAAGCGGCUGCAUCAAGAAACAGAUGACCGGAUGACGAUCCAACAAGACCGCAUUUCAGAGGAAGUAUAGAUUUAAAUUAUUCAUGGAAAUAUCUGCUUAUGCACAAGGAAGGACAAUGAGGAGGCUCCCAAGGGAGAAAGGAUUCUGUUAGCAAUUUUCUCCAGGAUGGAGAUGAGUCUAAUUCUUAUUCAUGUAUUAAACCCUGCUACCAAACUUAACGAAAGCAUUGGAUCAUGGCUUUGUCUUUUCUCACCUCCAGGAAUUCCUGCCCCUUCGGAGAUCAGCAGAGGAUGUAUAAGGACUCUCUUCUAAUGCUUCUCAGCAGGGAUGCAUUCACCAUAUCGCACUGUCCCAUGAAAAUGAAGAAUAGCCUCUUCCAGGUGAUGAUUUCAUGGAGAUGGAAGGUGGAGCUUGCCUACACGCAGCUUUAAUCUCAUUCCUGGGAAAUGUGGAAGGUGGUGAACAUCAUGCAUCACAUCUCAUCUGAACUUGCAAUAUGUCGAAGACUCAUGGAGCAUUUUGUUUCAAGACAUUGCAGUGUGACUCAUACAUUUUUUGUUCUUCAUUCUGCAUGCAUACUAUAGUAUAAGACCUUACAUUGAGUUUGAGUUCGUAGUGAAAAUCCUGUUUCCUGCAUGAAAUGCU